Lates calcarifer (barramundi perch) is the source of this 1321-nucleotide messenger RNA. Its product is annotated as GTPase IMAP family member GIMD1-like. Lineage: Eukaryota; Metazoa; Chordata; Actinopteri; Centropomidae. Gene Ontology annotation, molecular function: GTP binding. The record is from RefSeq and is a predicted model, not a curated record.
UUAUAAUUUAACCAGUAACCACCUCUAUACACACACAUACAACUUCUCAUAUCAACUGGUCCAGGAAAUGUGUCUCCACUUGCCUCCUCUCUUAAACUAAAGCAGAUGGAUCUCAUCACGGAACACAGUCACCAUGGCAACAGCCUGGUUAAUAUGCUCAGCAGGUGGAGUCGUCAACACUGUGAUGACAAACGGAAUGUGCUGGCCCUGAACGUGCUGUUGCUAGGCGACAGGCAGAGUGGGAGGAGCUCUGUGGGGAAUGCUCUGAUUGGUGGACAUGAAUUCCAGACAGGUGUCAGCGUUCCUGGUGUUUCCGUGAAGACAGAGUACCAGGUCCUGAGCCGAAAUUUUCCUCAUUAUUUCAGACGACAGGGGGCGGAGUCUGACCUUACACUGAGAGUGAUUGACACGCACCUUCUGCUGCCCCACCCACACAAUGUGCACGAGUUCUGCCCUGAGGGUGUGCACGUACUUGUACUCGUCGUGAGAGCUGAUCGGCAACAUGAAAACACACAUCUGGAGCAGCAUGUGGAGAGUCUCUUCGGUCCAGAGUGGCGUCGUCAUGCCUUACUAAUCCUCACACAUUCUGACCACCUGGAGACGGCAGGCCUUGACCCAUCCGUCUACCUAACACAGACCACUGAUUGGCUGGGAGCUCUGGCCAGUGAGGUGGCGGGCGGAGUCUUGUUCUUGGAAAACAGCUGUGAUUGGCCAUUGAUCAGGGGACGGCCGCUGAGAGACCGACUGCUCCACCUCUCGGCCAGGAACCAUCACAGCGCUCUGAAAGUCAGGACAGAGGUCUCGCUUGGACUCUGAGCCCUUUCAGAUUUCAAGUCAGUUUACCUGUUCUGAAUAUACUGUCAUUCUGUCAUAAUGACAACAUUGUCAGUUUGGAAAGAGUCUUUCAGAUGUAUUAUCUGGUAUCAUGAGCUGGUUUUGCCUAGCUGGAGGCAUUUUGUUUCCAGGGUUGUUUAUACAUACGCGCCCAUUCUCAUGAACACAAUACUGAAAAAACACCUUGAGGGAAUUUCUUCAGAUUUGGCAGAAAUAUAUCACAGUGGUUUAUUCUUUGUUGACCAAUCAGCUAAAACAAGAACACACAAAGAAGAUGAAUAUAGUUUUAAGUGUUUUUAAUUCAAUAAACAACAGUGAUGCAAUGAAAUGUUUUCCUCUUUUAUUAGCUAGCAGCACUAGCGUUAUACCACUGUCUAGUCCUAUGUGCUGAUCGAUCUGCUGGUCUAUCUGAUGGUGCAGUUGGUCAGGGAGGGUGCCCUGCACAACCCCUUCCCCUUCACUUCAAACCCACAGCCUUUAUAGUUGG